GCAUUCGAUUCGUCAGCUGAUCACGUUUGAAAUGUGUUCGGAUAUCUACUUCGGAUUACUGAAUGAUUUUCCUCGAUAUAUGCGGAGGAAUGAUACUUAAUCAGGACAUUGUUAUUAAUAUUUUGAACUAAAUUAAGUAACACAAUUGUGUAGGAAGAAGAUACUUCAGGAUGGAGCCUCAAGAUAUUUAUUACAACAAAGCUGAAUAUGUUGAAACGGCCUCCGGAAAUAAAGUAAGCAGACUGACUGUAUUGUGUGGCUCGCAAAAUAUUGUGCUACAUGGAAAAGUAAUAGUGCAAUCUGACGCCAUCAUUAGAGGUGAUCUGGCCAAUGUCAGAACGGGUCGCUAUUGUAUUAUUAGCAAGAAUGCUGUCAUCCGACCACCUUUCAAGAAAUUCAGUAGGGGGGUUGCCUUUUUUCCUCUAACAAUGGGAAAUCAUGUGUUUGUGGGAGAACGAGCAGUCGUGAACGCAGCGUUGGUCGGUUCUUAUGUUUACAUAGGAAAGAAUGCCAUAAUUGGCAGGCGGUCCGUUCUGAAGGACUGUUGCUACAUUGAGGACGGCGCGGUCGUACCACCAGAAACAAUCGUGCCGUCCUUUACUCGUUUCGCUGGCAGUCCGGCGACUUGCGUCGAAGAGCUGCCUGAGUGCACUCUGGAUCUCAUGGUAGACUUCACGAAGAAUUAUUAUGAGCACUUCUUACCAGCACGUGUUUAAUCCUCAUUUAUUCGCGUAUGUAUAAUAGCGUACAGUCGAAAAAUUUAUUCUUUUCAAAUGCAUACAUGUUUGCGUUCUACAUUUAAGAUGA
Molecule: messenger RNA, 807 nt
Organism: Mycetomoellerius zeteki
Lineage: Eukaryota; Metazoa; Arthropoda; Insecta; Hymenoptera; Formicidae
Product: Dynactin 5, p25 subunit
Exons: 4
Coding region: 171-716 (181 amino acids)
Cellular component (GO): dynactin complex
Source: RefSeq, a predicted model, not a curated record